Musa acuminata AAA Group (dessert banana) is the source of this 1595-nucleotide messenger RNA. RefSeq lists its product as uncharacterized. The transcript is spliced from 6 exons. Lineage: Eukaryota; Viridiplantae; Streptophyta; Magnoliopsida; Zingiberales; Musaceae. Bases 341 to 826 code for a protein of 161 amino acids. The record is from RefSeq and is a predicted model, not a curated record.
UCCUGUUGAUUACAUCUGUUUGUUUUCCAGUAAAAGCUCGCACAUUGUGGUUCUGAGAUUUAUUUUGGGUGUAUCAAAAGAAUGUAAAAUUUAGCAAGUGAAAUGUAAUAGACUAUGUUCGAUUUUGUUAAUGUUGAGCCUAAUUCUGUUAAAACAUUGAAUUUAUCAUGAUCCUGUUGUUCAUUGUUCCGCUCAUUUCUGCUUAAUAACAAAAUAUGCUUCUUAUACGGCGCCAGUGAGUUGGCAAUAGGACUAUAGAAUCAUUGUUCCACAGCUGCGUUUAUCCUAGUAUAAUGUCACCUUCUUUGGCAGUCCCUUUCAUUGAUACCGAGCUACAUUUAUGGCUCAUAAUCCGCAAUUACUAAGCUAUUAUCUCGGAGCACUAAGCGAAAUGGAAAUUACUCCGGGGACCCUCACAUUGGAGAAGAAGAGAAAGCUUGAUGAUUCCGAUCUAUACCUCGAUCUAUCCAGUGAUGUCAAAGAGAUUAUUUUGGCCCUGAAGCAUGCCAGCAAAAACAGCACAGGAGUAGUAGAACAAGGAGACUGUAUCGAGGUCUACUUGAGGGAACAACAUCAUGUGGAUGAGCUUUUGAGUCUUCUCAAUUAUAAGGAAUAUUCUGCACUGCAAUUUCACAGCAUUAAAGUCGUCAGUAUAAUUUGUCGGUCUACAGACUUCGUGGCUUUUAUGAAAUCUACCAACUGCAUCAGUCUACAAGGAUACAGGACUUUUAUCACAGAUAUUCCCAGCAAAAUCUUCAAUAAUCUGACUAAGAAACUUGCUGGAAUCAUUCAGGAGGCAUGGGAUGUUGCAUACUUAAAAGAGUAAAUCUAUCUGAUAAAUGGUUCCAUGCAGUGCGUUUUUUCUCAAGAACAAGAAGAUCCAGUGCUAUUCAGAAGUGGGAGCAUGAUGCACUCAAUAAUAUGACAUUGCAUGGAGUUUGUAGUUCUUGAAGUGUUCCAAGGAACUACAAAGUUAUCCAGCCUACAGACAUGUAUCCAUGACAUCGUCUGGUCUGAGCCAAACUAAGAAGAACAAGAGCAAACGUUUCCUCAGAGUGAUUCACCUCCUGGAUUCACCUAUUGAUCUUUGUUUGAUCGAAGAGUAUGUCAAGAAGACAAAAACGUCAUUUGUAGUGAUGCAAACUGGCCAUCCACCUUCAAUCUCAAUCAGGAAUCUGAGACAGCAGUUGCUUAUUGCUAUCUUCCAAGCAUGAAUGGGUUCCACUGUUCCAGAAGUCUCUCUGGCGCCUGACUCAACUGGAGAAACUAUAAACCAUUGGACCGGACCCGAGAGCUGGCUUGUGGCUUCUUCUGUGAUGCAACAUCGCUUUCAACGUGACCCACCAAUAACUAGAAGCAACACCUCUCCUCUCUUUACAGCUCAGAGAGGAACAAAGCAGAUUGCAACUGCAACACAUCGAGGAGUCGGUCUCAGGGAUUUUAUUGAUCAUGGGAGGAUUUCAGAUCAUUACAAACACAAAUAAAUCUUUUUUGUAACUGAGAGCAAUGGAUCAGUACCAGAAGUAGACAAGGUCAGACCCACAUGUAUGAGGAUCAGAUCACCAACAUAUGAAGCUGCAACAUAUUACAUUUUA